Molecule: messenger RNA, 2305 nt
Organism: Annulohypoxylon maeteangense
Lineage: Eukaryota; Fungi; Ascomycota; Sordariomycetes; Xylariales; Hypoxylaceae
Product: ankyrin repeat-containing domain protein
Exons: 1
Coding region: 34-2043 (669 amino acids)
Molecular function (GO): protein binding
Source: RefSeq, a predicted model, not a curated record
GCAACUUUCAACUCACUACCUAACGAGGUUCUGAUGACAAUCGCCGAAUUUACUUCCUACCAAUCAACUCGUACAGAGUAUCACCAACAUUUGGCAGCGCUAGCUCUCACAAAUCGACGCCUACACCAAGUUUGCAAUCCAAUUUUAUAUCGUACCGAGAGAGAUCUGGACCAGCCAAGCGUGGUGGUAUGGGCGGCUGCAAACGAUCGGAUCGAGACGCUCGAGAAGGCCGUUUUCUUUCGGUUGGAUCUUAAUGCUCGGAAGCCUGGCUUAUAUUCAAGCCUCUAUAUUGCGGUUAAAUAUCGGAAUGAAUUGAUUGUAGCUUGGCUCCUAGACCAUGGGGCUGCUGUCGAUAUUGAGCCAGUGAUAGAAUCUCCCUGCGCUGUUGACUCGAACUUCUCUCCAUUAUUUCUAGCCCUUAAUCAAGGUCAAUCUUCUGUGGCUAAUCUGUUAAUCGAGAGAGGUGCAUGCCUUACGUUCUCUGUACCUGAGUUUAGAACCAAUAACACGAGUUACGAAUGGGGUGAUGUCCGGUAUUCUCCCUCGGACAGGUAUCGCGAAUUGAACUCAGCCAUCUCUACUGCCUCUUCUUUCGGUCUAAUCUCUGUCAUAAGAUAUUUGAUACAGUACAAGGCUAUGGAUAUAAACACGCCCGAGAGCAACGGACGCAUAUGCUUGCAUCAUGCAAUCAUGGCCAAACAAGACUGGGCGAUGAUCAAGGAAUUAAUCCAGCUUGGUGCUGAUAUAAAUUGGAACACCGCGGACGGAUUAUGUAGUCCCCUAAGUUGCGCCAUCCAGAUGGGAAAUUUCACAAUUGCGCAUGGAUUGAUCGAUGCCGGAUCUCGCAUCAACACCUCAUUUGUUCCUCGUCUAGGACUGUUACAUAUAUGCACCUGGGAUACAUGCAGAUUUUUUGACCAGGAACUCGCCCAGCAGCAGGAGUCAGACAAGGACACAUUAUUAAAGAAGCUCAUCGACCUUGGAGCGGAUGUGAAUGGGUUAGAUGUGGAAAACCAAGCCAACACACCAUUAAAAGAGGCAUUUGUUAACGGCACUUUGGACGCAAUGCUCAUACUUAUCCAAGCAGGCGCAGAAGUGGACAUGGAAAUAGUCCUGGAGUGGAUAGAUGGAGAUAGAGUGUGGGUGACGGAUGAGUAUGUGAAAAAGGCAAUUAUGCUGAUGGACCAUUGCCCUCGACUUGACUUGCGUUGCCAGCAGAAUAUAACUAUUCUUGAGAAUACACUCACGCGAUGUAUAGCUGUUAACCAGUUUAUCAUACUAGACAUCAUGUUGGGCUACGCGACGAAACAGAAUUUAUCAACCGAAUAUCUCGAUAAUUUGCUAGAAGCUGCGAUUGAGAGCAGAUUUUUUAAAUGCUGCAUGUUACUCCUGGAGCAUGGUGCAAGAGGGAAGAAUGGCGACUCAAUGGUUUCUUGGCUUGAAUAUGAAAUUGACUUGCGAAGGGAGAUCAAAGAUUACGACUCUUCCUCGGACGACUCAGAUUUUCAAUCGCUUAUGGUCAUGUUCAUGGACUUGAACUUGGGGUUCGAGAUUGAAAGCAGGGUGCUUAUGAAGGCCUUAGAGUAUCGGGAUAGGGAUGCGGUUUACGUUCCCCUAAGCCGCGGCAUGACCGGACGGUGUCAAGGUCGCUGCGAUCCAAACAAAUGGCUCCAAGAAGCCGCCUCUUGGGGUCAUGUAGGCGUUAUGCGUAGGCUGUUACGAGGCUCACCAGAUGUUAAUGGAUUUGACGAUGAAAAUGAGCUACCUCUAUCGCGGGCCAUUAGAGGUGGGCAUCGGGAAUCGGCCCUGUUGCUAAUGGGAUACGGGGCGGAUGCGUACCUUUGUAAAACGAUCCACAUUGGUGAAAAGACGGACCAAACCCUGAAACCUAUACAGCAUGCAGUCCGGUAUGGGGAUGUUAGGAUGCUCAAUGCUAUAAUAGACGAACAGGCAGGGUCACUUUCGGAAGAAGAGGCUUGGGUUCCUGCCGUGUUGGCAUCUGCUCCAGAGAUUGCUCAAGUUGUUAGCGCAAGGCUUCUUUGACUACCUAGGUCCUAGGUACUACCUUGGCAUAUCGGAUGCAAGAUGCUUGGAGUUAUUUUCGAUGCUUUUAUCUUGGGUAGUUAAAUCUUCUCUUUUGUAGAGUGGUUCAUUUAUCCUCUUUAUAAUUAUCGUUCACAAGAGUCAAGACCAAGACCAAUUUGACAUCUCAACUUUUCAAUACAUUCGUUUGGUAGUCCUGCACAAGAUUUGAUGAUGUGGUAGAAGCUGCUUGAAGUAUAAUAAAUAUAGAUGUAGCCCUGAU